CCGCCGCCGCCACGACUGCCUGUUCUGUACCGUAUACACACGGCGCGUGCCUCGAGAGUCGAGCCUGCUGACACUACGCGCUCGGCGCUCUUACUGUGCGGACGGAUCGUCAAGCGCUCUUAGACCAAGUGUUGUUAAGCCUACAGCAUUAGUACGCGUGUCGCGCUACGAUCUUUGUUGUUUCUUUUGGUUUAUUACAAUUAACUGGCUUGUUCGUACAUUCAGUUUUGCUUUUUCACAUUUAACUGUGUGCCCAGUUUAUUGUGAUUUGUUUUCAUACAAGUGUCGUAACAGCGUGACAGUGGCCGUACCUUUUUAACAAGGCAUAUACAAGCUGCAACGCGUGUGUACUACGAAUCGUAGAAAUAAGACAGGAUGUGAUAUGCUAAAGAAGAGCAGCAGUUUAAUCACGCGAUUUCUCCGAUUUCGUGUCAGUGACAAGUGAUUGUCGGUCGAAAAUCCGUCUUUGUUUCUCUAAAAUUUCAAAGUCAGCUUGCUGCUGACGCGAGAAUGUUAGUUACCGGGACGAGGUGGCAGUAGCCCAUCUCAUUGUGAGUGCGACUGAGUCACAAACACACACUCGCCUACAUCGAAAGAGAGAGAGAGAGAGACCGAAUGACCCAGCGUUUGUUGUGUCGAUGAGUUUUGGAUUACGAGAGGCGGCAGCCGCAACAAUAGUACAACCUAUCCUGCACGGAGAAAGGGACGAGACGCACGCGUGACUGCGUGUGUCUGUGCCAGACCCACCGAUUUCACCAAUGCAGAGUCAACACGCGAUGGCGCACCAGAGCUACAACACCGUGGCCUACAACCAGCGAGGCCCGAUGACAGGCAUGACACCGAUGGGAAUGGCCAAUUACGGCAACAUGACCUCGGUCAACCCCAUGAUGUCCAUGAACUCGAUGGCCAACAUGAAUCACAACGUCAGUCCCAUGAACCACAUGAUGAUGGGCGCUGGCGUGAACGGCAUGAACGGCAUGGCCAACAUCCCGCCCAUGAGUCCAAUGACCAGCAUGAACAACGUCGGCAUGAUGAACAGCGCAAUGGGCAGCGCCGGCGUGCCCAUGAACAAAAUGACCAUGCAGACGCAGCAGGCGGCAUACGCGAGGCAACGAAUGGCACCGUACCCAUCCCAGGUCAUGCACGCCACGCCGAAGCGCAUGACCCAGCAGCAGUCCGUGCCGCAGCAAUCGGUGCAGCCGAAUCCCUACGCUGGCAUCGCGCCGGGCAUGGCGUACGCCGCGGCCGCUCAGCCCCAGAUCGGCCCGCAGCAGCAGCAGCAACAGGUCUACCCGAACGGCUACGCGGCGAGGCCGACCUCGUUUCCGCAGCAGCCGCCGCACCCCAUGCAAACGCCGCCGCAGCAGCAGCAACAGUACCAGCAGGCGAUGCAGCCCCAGAUUAGCCCGGUGAUGAUGCGAGGCGCCGCCACCGCUCGGCAACAGGCCCAGCAGCAGCAGGUCCAGCAGCAGCAGGUCCAGCAGCAGCAGGUCCAGCAGCAGCAGCAGGUUCAGCAGCCGCAACCGAUGAACCCGGCUUACGCGUCCAGCCAGGCUAGUCAGUACUACGCUGCCGCGGCCGCGGCCGCCCAGAACUCCAUGCAGUCGCAGCAGCUGAGCUCCCAACACACGUCUCAGCACACGAUGGCGUUGCAGCAGCAACAGAUGAGCUCGGGUCUGUACUCGCAACAGCAGGCGGCCGUCGCGGCGGCGCAACAGCAGCAGCAGCAACAGCAGCAACAGCAGCAGCAGCAACAGCAGCAGCAGCAGCAACAGCAGCAGCAGCAGUACGUGGCCCAGCAGAACGCCGCCAACUCGUACCUGAGCAGUGCCCAGUAUACACCGGACAAUACGUCGCCGAUGCGUUCGGCUCCCAAUGGCAGCUAUCAACAGAGCCCCAUUCCGGGCAACCCCACACCACCGCUGACACCUGCCUCGAAUGCUUCCAGCAUGCCAGUCUACGCCGAUGCCAAGUCGGUGAUGCCAAAGGACGAGGAGCUGAGACUAACAUUCCCCGUGCGAGACGGCACGCUCCUGCACCCGUUCCGCUUGGAGCACAAUCUUGCGGUGAGCAACCACGUAUUCCAGCUAAAAUCAACGGUCCAUCAAACGCUGCUGUGGCGAUCGGACCUGGAGCUGCAGCUCAAGUGCUUCCACCACGAGGACAGAGCGACCAACACCAAUUGGCCGCAGAGCGUGCAAAUAUCGGUGAACGCCACGCCGCUGGUGAUCUACCGCGGCGAGGACAAAUCGUCGCACAAACCGCUCUACCUUAAGCAUAUCUGUCAGCCUGGACGCAACACUAUCCAGAUCACCGUUUCGGCUUGCUGCUGCUCACACCUAUUCGUGCUGCAGUUGGUGCAUCGACCAACCGUGCAAAGUGUCUUGCAAGGACUGCUGCGUAAAAGAUUACUGCCCGCGGAGACCGGUGUUGCCAAGAUCCGCAAAAAUUUCAGUAGCGCAGGAAUGCCUGGCACCGAAAAGGACGUCAUCGAACAGACUUCCAUUAAGGUGUCGCUGAAGUGUCCUAUUACUUUCAAACGAAUAACUCUCCCCGCGAGAGGCAUGGAUUGCAAACACAUUCAGUGCUUCGAUCUCGAAUCGUAUCUGCAACUUAAUUGCGAACGAGGAAGUUGGAGGUGUCCAGUAUGCUCUAAAGCAGCGCAACUGGAAGGCCUCGAGGUAGACCAGUACAUGUGGGCCAUUCUCAAUAAUACGACCCAGCCGGAAAUCGACGAGGUAACGAUAGACUCACAGGCUAAUUGGAAGGCAAAGCGACCGGACGAGGAUGGCGAAUGCAAGAGAAACAGCAUGACCAAGGCCAUGUCACCAGGCAGCACGAAUUUACCGACAAUGAAUAGCUGGAUGGACGGAAACCAGGCGAUGAGUCCGUUCAUGAAUCCACCCGAUAUGAGCACUAUUGCCAGCGGUUCCAUGGUGAAUGCAAACCAACAGUCUCAACAGCAGCAACAGCAGCAACAGCAGCAGCAGCAGCAGCAGCAGCAAGCUUACGGUGCCCGAAAUCCCGGCACGCCGUCCUCGCAGACAAAUCCAUUGGGCGAUUUGGGAUUAACAGCUGCUCAAGUGGACUACGCGUCGACGAAUCCAUUGUCGCACUUGAGCGAGUCGCUGGAUCAUCUGAACGCCAUCGACAAGACACUUUGCGAUCAGAUGCCCCACACGCCGCACACACCCCACACGCCGGGCAACGCUGGCGGAAAUAGCGGCCCCCCGAGCGUCGCCGCAGCCUCCGUUGGCCAAGACAACAGUAGCAACAAUCUCAAUGCGUCCGCUGGAAGUGGAAUCGCCGACACAUCCGACAUGAUCGCCUCCGAUCUCAACUUUGAUCCUACCACAGUCAUCGACACUGACACAGGAACGGAAGCUCUUAGCCAACUGUUGCCAGACAGCGUAGUAGAUCCGAUGGAGCUGCUGUCAUACUUGGACCCACCGGACCUAAACACUCCGCCAAGCAGCGGGGCGAGCAGCGGAAAUCCGCCGUCGAACGACGACAUACUCUCUCUGUUCGAGUAAAUUAGCACACGGCGGCUGCGUCGGGGCAGCGCGUAGUUUGCAGCUGCAGCAUGCAGAAGAAGGAGAGAGACUCGCUCAAGCGCCAGCCAACGCGCACGCACGCAUUCAUUCGUGCAUGCAUAUGUGCACACAGAGGCACGCGCGCGCGAAAGCAGACAUGUGUAUAGAAGAAGCGGGGGAGAGCGAGAAACCGCAUCGAGCGAGCGACAGGCGCCAGCCGAAGGGCACCUAGAGAUAUACAUUGUCGUUCGAAGGCCGAUAUUUUCCGAUGUCUCUCUCCAAAUGUUCCUAGACUUGCGCCCGCAAUCAAAUGCCGGACGAUAAAACGACUUGCAGUGCGUGUGUCGAGAACUCCAAUCGCGAUUGAACCCCCUCCCUCCCUCUCCCCUUCAACAAUCUUGUAACCCUUCGCCCCACCCCCCUCCCGCAUCGACAUGGUACAAAGCAGAAAAAAAAACAUUUUAGUUAUAAUUGUAAGUAAGAUUAUAGGAUUCCUAUCGACAAACCAGCUAUGCCGGAGCUACUACGCGAAGCUCUCUCUCACACUCUUCGAACGUAAUAUUAAAAAAAAGACAACGUGUGUGUAUCGGCGUCCGUCGUACAUUUUAGUAGAGAACAAUAGUAGUCAGUGUCGCUGCUUCUAUAAAUGCAAAGUCUAUAAUAACUACCACUACUACAACUACUACAACUACUACUUACUACUACUACUACUACUACUACUACUACUACUACUACUACUACUACUACUACUACUACUACUACUACUACUACCACUACUAUAACUACUACUACUUCUAUUGGAAGAUCGAGAGAGAAGGCAGCGAAGGAAAACUAGGGUGUGCGGUACAUGCGCCACGUAUUUAUAGUCGAAGUAUAGCAUUGGUGGGAGCUUUCAGGGAUCUUCCAACGCGCGGCGCACUUUUCUUUUCGACUGCGAGAUUUUAGAAGCUUUUGGAUGUAGGAUCGAUGAUGACGCUCGUAACGAGAAUUAAUUUAUUGCCUGUACAGUCGAUUCUCCGUUCCGAGUGUUUCAUCGCGCAUUGGUGUGGAGAUGAUGCUGACAAGCUCUUGUGCUGUAAAAUUUUUCGAGAUAAAUUCUUUCUGUAUAUUUUCGAGAGUCCAUCGUACUCUUACUGUAAAGUUUUUAAUCCUAUUUUUUAUUCCUCGUUAAAAGUUUUUAAUAAAAAACAGAGUUUUUUCAAAUAAACAUGUAAUUCAUUGGUUUUCCCCUUGAAAAUCGGUGAUGAUCGUACUAAAAAAAUAAAGUAAUCCAAAAAAAUAACAAAAAAAAAUCUUUGAAAUGUCCCGACGAAAAAAAAACGCUGGACGUUUUCAAAUGUGUACGUGUGUGUAAUUUUUCUCGAAAUUCGAUGAUAAAUAUAAAAUAUAUAUAACGUGUUGUGAAUUGCAUAACUUUCUCCGACCAAUGACGUUUUAGAAAAAAAGAGAGUAACUUCAAAAGUUUCUUAUCUCACGAUCGUUAUAUGCGCUGAAGUUUUGAAAGUGAGGAAAAAAAAAACUGAGAAACAACACAAAAGAUCCUUGGAAGCUUGGCGCGUGUCGCACACGUGAGAAGUCAAAGUCUAUUAGCAAAAAGAAUAAGAAAACCAAUACUUGCAUGAACUGACGAAAAACCGGAGAAUAGUCGCUGGUGAAUUGCGUAAGCCAGAUAAAUGAGUAGCGUAACGAGUGUGUGCAAAUUCGCAGUUUCGAUUUGCUGUCGGCAAGCGAGGUAUACACGGGGAAAAAGCAGACGAAGGAAUCGCGAGAGAGGCUAAUAGACGGGAAACAGAAGAUUGCGAGUAAACACUGCCACUGUGUCGUCGCGAAUAUUGACUAACACAGUGUUAUAUCUUUAGGAGAACAGAACACGUUAUACACGUAACAAAAGCGAGGAAGAAAAAUCACUAUUGUGACAUGCACAUUAUUCGAACACACACAAGUACACAAAAGCAACACCUGCGUAGCCUAGUUAGAUGUGCAGGUCAUUAAGUGGAAACUUCAGUAAUUAAACUCUAAUUUAUAAAGGGACAAAUUAAUAAAGAUGCAGAGGCGUCGUGUUUUCACUCGGUUUGAGCGAGCACUACGUACUCGAAUUAGCUAAUCAGUUCAUUCUCUCCUGUUACGAAGAAGAGCCAAGGAAACGCGUAACGACGAGUAAAUAAUGACUACAAGCUUGCGAGGCAAAGCAAGACCAAUUAAUGUGAAAAACUUUAAAACCCUCAGCUCUUAAUUUCUUUCCGUCGUAUUUUUACGUCGAAUAUCGACCAAAACUAUUAUUGAUCUAUUACUCGUCCUGGCGCGUUUCUCUCGGGCUUUCUCCAAGGAGAUUAUUAGAUAUAUUACAGAUUAUGCAAAUUUUAUAAAACAUUGUGUGUAAAUAAGACAAAACAAAAAAGUUAUACGUGAUAACAAUGUCAUAUACAACGCGAUAGAUAAGGAGAUAGAACUCCGUGUGAGAAAGAAAGGAGAAAAAUAUUAUACGUGUAGAUGUAUCGUUAAAGUGAAAGAUAAUGAAAUCCAUGCAAAAAAAUACUUAUUAUAAAAUAGCAACAUACAUGCCUCGGAUCGAGUUUCUAUUGACGCAAAAAUAGAACGAUUAAACAUAAACGAUGUUACUUUAGUAACGUGUAUCUAGUUUAAGUAAAAGCAUUGUAAAUAUUAAUUAUUUGUACAUAUAAAGAAUUACAUAAAUAAUAUUAAAAAGAGGUGUCAGCUAUUAUACAUUUAUCGAUCAGAAGAAAUUAACGUUACUGUCCUUGACAAAUUUUAUUUCCGUUUUUUUUUCAUUAUCUUGAUACAUUACGUCUGCACACGCAAAAGAAAACACAUUCAAUAUUCUAUACUACAUUUAUAUAUGGCUGUGAUAGGCAGAAAAAGAAAAUUUUCCGUUGUUGAUUACAGACUAUCAUUUGACAUUUAUCCUUAGAUUUACCUUAGUACAUACGGACACUUUAAUUUUCAGUAUUGGAAUAUCUUUAUUCGUACGAAUAAUUUGAAGGUAUUAAAAAAACUAUCCUCAAUAUACCGCCAUUAUUGAAUCGUAGUACAUUAUAAAAUUAAAUUUAAUAUAUUAAUAAAUCCUUUAACUCUAAAUCUUUUGUAGUUAUUUACAUGUAAAACUGGAAGCAAAACCAUUAUUAGAGCUUAUCGCGUAGCAUUUAUACAAAAAAAUGUGUGUAUCCAAAAAACUUUAUUUUUUAACGUCUUUCUUAUUAUUUUCAUUAUAAUUAAAAAUUGUUUAGUUUGGAUUUUGACUGUAUAAUAAUUA
Phymastichus coffea is the source of this 6804-nucleotide messenger RNA. It is a transcript of the gene tna, whose product is annotated as zinc finger MIZ domain-containing protein 1. Gene Ontology annotation, molecular function: SUMO ligase activity; zinc ion binding. Gene Ontology annotation, biological process: regulation of transcription by RNA polymerase II; protein sumoylation. Bases 759 to 3533 code for a protein of 924 amino acids. The record is from RefSeq and is a predicted model, not a curated record. NCBI's taxonomy places the organism in Eukaryota, Metazoa, Arthropoda, Insecta, Hymenoptera, Eulophidae. The transcript is spliced from 9 exons.